UAUGAUCAUAUGAUAUGCAAUAUUAAAUGCUGGCUUGGGCUCUGGUCCUGAGUGCUUUUAAUCCCCGCCUCAGUCUUACUGAGCCUUUUCUUAUGAACAGUUAUGAAUGUGCACGGGUUCGUCAGUCAGCUCCUCGGUCAUCGGACAAAAAGCCCUUCUAUUGGCGGCCACCAUCAGCCGUCCUAAUCCGGCACACACAAGUUAUAUAAAAUGUCCAUCCAAUCCCACGCCACUCAGAGAAACAACUAAUACGCGGAGCUCGGCGGCCUGCUCGGCUGGCUCAUUAACUUGUCGAGCAUCAUGAUUUUUAUAGUGGACCUGCUGCUGAUGCUCAUAGACCUGACCUGCUCCAUCCUGAACGCCGUCAUCCAGACUUUCCUCCGGCCGAGGCUCAAGUGCGUGGACGGGGAGCUCUGCCUGAUAACAGGGGCCGGGGGGGCGCUGGGUCGGCUUUUCGCCCAGGAGUUCGCCAAGGAGGGGACGCGCCUGGUGCUGUGGGACUGCAACGCGGCUGCCAACGAGCAGACCGCCAAGCUGGCGCGGGAUCUGGGGGUGCAGGUGCACACGUACACGGUGGACCUGUCCAAGCGUCAGAGCAUCUAUGAGACGGCGGACAGGGUGAGAGCGGAGGUCGGGGAAGUGUCUAUACUGGUGAACAACGCGGGUGUGGUGGCCGGCCGGAGGCUGCUGGACUGUCCCGACGAGCUGCUGGAGAGGACGCUGCUGGUGAACUGCCACGCGCUGUUUUGGAUGACAAAGGCUUUCCUGCCUCAGAUGAAAUCAAAGAACCAUGGUCACAUUGUAACUAUCGCCAGUGCUCUUGGGCUCUUCAGCACUGCAUGUGUAGAGGAUUACUGUGCCAGUAAGUUUGGAGCUGUUGGUUUCCACGAGUCACUGACACAUGAGUUGCUGGCAGAGGAUCUGGAUGGCAUCAAAACCACUUUAGUCUGUCCUUAUAUUGUCGACACAGGGAUGUUUGCAGGCUGUGAAAUCAGGAAGGAGCUUCGGAGUCUGAUUCCACCUCUGGAGCCACUCUACACUGUACAGCAGUCCAUGAAAGCCAUUUUAGCCGAACAACAAAUGAUCUGCAUUCCCCGCCUCAUGUACAUCCCCUUCCUCGCACGAGCAUUGCUGCCUUGGGACGCAAAUGUGGCGACAUAUCGCUUCAUGGGAGGUGACAAAUGCAUGCUACCCUUCAUCAAGAAUGUUGAACUGAAGACCUCCAACGGCCACAUCAAGUCCUCCUAAGACCUUUCAGUCUGUCUUAAAACCUUGUGAAAUUAUGGACCGAUGCGGACACCAAAGGCUCAUACUGUAUACUGUUAAUACAAGAAUUUGUCACUUGAAGGGAGAGUCCGAUGUCUGUACAUGCUUGUUUUUACAACCUGUUGGGUCAUUUCUGGUUAAAAAUAACUUUAACUGAAUCUGAGGAUCAGCCAG
Molecule: messenger RNA, 1440 nt
Organism: Scatophagus argus
Lineage: Eukaryota; Metazoa; Chordata; Actinopteri; Scatophagidae
Product: retinol dehydrogenase 10-B-like
Exons: 5
Coding region: 301-1248 (315 amino acids)
Cellular component (GO): lipid droplet
Molecular function (GO): oxidoreductase activity, acting on the CH-OH group of donors, NAD or NADP as acceptor
Source: RefSeq, a predicted model, not a curated record